AUGUCUGAUGACUAUGAGAUUGACUUAGAUGGUGGAUUCACUGGUGGUGUGGACCCUUCCGCAAAAGUGAAGGUAGACCCACCUGUUACUGGCUCGAGUACGGCAAAUCCCAGCACGCCAUCCGUUUCAACUAAUCCUAGCUCAUUCAGUAACUCUCGACCUACUCAUAUAGCUAACACGGAAAGAAGAAGUCCGCUGCCAAACAAUGCUAUAAAUCAAGGCUCCUAUAAUAAUCAGAGCCGCGGAUACGUAUCGUCACACCCAAUGGAUCCAACUUCGGCAGUCAUUAUCUACAAUCUAGAGUGGUGGACAAACGAAGAGGAAGUUAGAGGAUGGGCAGUCGAUGCGGGCGUCGAAGCCAAUUUAAAAAAUGUUAUUUUUGACGAGCAUAAGGUCAAUAGCAAAUCCAAAGGAACCGUAUAUGUCGAGUUUAAUGAUGUGCAAGCAACGAAAUUGUUGUACGAAUCGUUUACAAACAAGCAGCGAGAAUUGAGAAACUCUGAGGACAAGUCCAAUAUUCUUCUCAAGCUAUCAAUAGCUUACACGAUACCAUCACCCAUACCGUUCCGCACCUUUAAUAAGGGUCCCCAAUCCAGGAACCAGGGCCCUAAUGGAAAUGUGGGUAUGGGAGGUCCAAAUCGGAAUGGAAUGAAUCGUCAUGGUAAUGCUGGCAAUGCAGGGAAUACUGGCCCCGCAAGGCAGGGCCAAAUGGCUGGAUAUAGCGGAUAUCAAGUACAAGGUGGUUUCAACCCAAUGGCACAAUUUUCCGGCGGAUUUCCUCCAUUUGGAUUCCCGCCUGGUGGGUUCUACAACCAACCACCACCUCAACAGUGGUCUGAUGCCAAUAACCCUCAUGGCUCUAAAAGACCACGUCAAUAA
Molecule: messenger RNA, 879 nt
Organism: Sugiyamaella lignohabitans
Lineage: Eukaryota; Fungi; Ascomycota; Dipodascomycetes; Dipodascales; Trichomonascaceae
Exons: 1
Coding region: 1-879 (292 amino acids)
Biological process (GO): mRNA alternative polyadenylation
Cellular component (GO): mRNA cleavage and polyadenylation specificity factor complex
Molecular function (GO): mRNA binding
Source: RefSeq, a predicted model, not a curated record